AUGUCCGGGGCGGAGGAGCGUGAGGCCGGUGGGGGCUCGGCCGCCCCCUCCGCUGCCCUUCCCGGUCCUGCAGCGAUAGCAACAGGGGUUUCGGGUGAAGCGGGAGGAGCUGAAGAAGCGGGGGCUUCACUUCUCGGUGGGGCCCGGCCUCACGGUGAGGCGGGAGCCGAUCCUGACGCUCCACCGAAGAAACGGUUAAGGGCAGCGGGAACCGGCUCAGGUGGACCUGAGGGGGCGGCGGGUAGCGUGAAGCUGGAGGAGCGGCUCUACUCCGUCUUGUGCUGCACCGUCUGCCUCGACCUGCCCAAGGCCUCGGUCUACCAGUGCACCAACGGGCACCUGAUGUGUGCCGGGUGCUUCAUCCACCUGCUGGCGGACGCACGGCUGAAGGAGGAGCAGGCCACCUGCCCCAACUGCCGCUGCGAGAUCAGCAAGAGCCUCUGCUGCCGCAACCUGGCCGUGGAGAAGGCUGUCAGCGAGCUGCCCUCCGAGUGCGGCUUCUGCAUGCAGCAGUUCCCCAGGUCCCUGCUGGAGCGCCACCAGAAAGAGGAAUGUCAGGACAGGGUGACCCAGUGCAAAUACAAGCGGAUUGGGUGCCCCUGGCAAGGUCCUUACCAUGAGCUGUCAGUGCACGAAGCCGAGUGCACCCACCCCACCAAAACUGGCAAUGAGCUGAUGGAGAUCUUGGACGAGAUGGACCAAACCAGGAAAAAGGAAAUGCAGCUCUACAACAGCAUCUUCAGCCUGCUCAGCUUCGAGAAGAUUGGCUACACAGAGGCGCAGUUCCGCCCGUACCGCACUGACGACUUCAUCACGCGGCUGUACUACGAGACGCCGCGGCUGACCGUCCUCAACCAGACCUGGGUGCUGAAGGCGCGGGUCAACGACUCGGAGCGCAACCCCAACCUCUCCUGCAAGCGCACGCUCUCCUUCCAGCUCAUCCUCAAGAGCAAAGUCAACGCCCCCUUGGAAUGUUCUUUCCUCCUCUUGGAAGGACCCUACGAUGACGUCCAGAUCCGCCCCGUCAUCUACCAUUUCAUCUUCAGCAACGAGAGCAACGAGACCGACUACAUGGCGCUGCCCAUCGUCGAUUCGGUGGAGUGUAACAAACUGCUGGCGGCCAAAAACAUCAACCUCCGCCUUUUUAUAUUCCAAAUCCAAAAAUAG
Indicator indicator is the source of this 1167-nucleotide messenger RNA. It is a transcript of the gene ZFTRAF1, whose product is annotated as zinc finger TRAF-type containing 1. Gene Ontology annotation, cellular component: nucleus. Gene Ontology annotation, molecular function: zinc ion binding. The transcript is spliced from 4 exons. The coding region runs from base 1 to 1167 and encodes 388 amino acids. The record is from RefSeq and is a predicted model, not a curated record. Lineage: Eukaryota; Metazoa; Chordata; Aves; Piciformes; Indicatoridae.